Molecule: messenger RNA, 4233 nt
Organism: Malus domestica (apple)
Lineage: Eukaryota; Viridiplantae; Streptophyta; Magnoliopsida; Rosales; Rosaceae
Biological process (GO): chromosome condensation; negative regulation of DNA recombination; nucleosome assembly
Cellular component (GO): nucleosome; nucleolus; nucleus
Molecular function (GO): double-stranded DNA binding; nucleosomal DNA binding
Source: RefSeq, a predicted model, not a curated record
UAUAUAUGCUUCCAUCAAGCUUCAGUGACGCAAUCGAAGUACCGGAUUCUUUCUUUCUUGUUCGUCUAAUCUCUGAGAGAGAGACACAGAGAGAGAGAGAGAGAGAGAGAGAGAGAGAGUAUUAUGGCUCUGCCUCAGUCCGUGCGAUGUUCAUCUUCUACGGAAGGGGAAGAAGGAAGAGAGGAAGACCCACUUCAUGGACAAAUGAUAAACAAUCUUGCUAGUGCUGUGAUGAAGAAGCUCACGAACUCAAACACCUCACAAACCCUCACACCUGAGCUAAUAAGUCGUAUAAAAAAAAGCCUUUCUCAAGCCUACCCUGUGUUUUUCACAGCCGAUCACCCCACCUAUGCUGUGAUGAUACAGAAGGCAGUUGCUGAGUUGAAUGAGGAAGGGGGUUCGACUGAAAAAGCAGUAUCAAAAUUUAUCAGAGAGCAUUUUGACUGUUUGCCAUUGGCUCAUGAAAGAUUCUUGAGUCAUCAUUUGAAGAAACUUAGUGAGAGCGGAGAAAUUGUUAGUGCUUCAAAAAACUGUUAUAUGCUUCCGGCUCAUAAAAUUGAUUCUUAUUCUCGAAGGGAGCCUGUGGAGAAACUGAAGAGAAGUGAGCUGGGUAGGAGAAUAAUAAGAAGAAGAAAUGAUUUGAUUUUGAGCCUGAAAAUCUGGCAGUAGAACAUGUUGAACUGACUGGACAACAGAGAGAACAUGCACGGCAAAGUCAGGAACCACUUCAGAAAGAAGAGUUUAGUAAAGCGAUUGAUGAUGAAGACGUUUUCCCAGAGAAACAAAAUGAACUACAAGACGAAUUGAAUGGAAAAAAUAGACAAGCGGAAAUGCAAGAAGCUGCCAUGGUAGUACAGAAAUAUAAAGUGACUGAAGAACAGGUUGAAGAGACUAAACAACAGAGAGAACAUGGGCAACGGAGUCAAGAAACGAGUCUAGAAGAACAGCAUAGUAAGGUGAUUGACGAUCAUGGAUCUCCAGAAGAACAGCAAGAUGAAGUGAAUGGACAAAAAAGUAAAAACGAAAUUCAAGAAGUUGCCAUGAUUGUUGAAAAGCAUACCAAUUCAAUACAGAAAGCAACUGAGGAACAAGUAGAAAUGACAGAAAAACAAAGGGAGCAUGAUAUGCAAAUUGGAGAACCCGAUCGAGGAGAAUAUACUAAGUUGAUUGACGACCAAAAUGGAUGCCUAGAGCUACAAACUGAACAGAAUGAACUGAAUGGACAACAAAGUCAAACUCAAAUGCAAGAAGUUGCAAUGACUUUUGAAAGGCAGAAUAAUGCAAACCAGAAAUGUAAAGUGGCUGAAGAAUGGGUCGAGCUGACAUGUGUUGAAGUGACUGAACAGAGAUCACACGGGCAACAAAGUGAAGACACAGGUCUACUAGAACAGCAUGGUGAGGUGAUUGACGAUCAAAGUGUAUCUCCUUAUGAACAGUGUGUUAAAGGGAAUGGACAACAAAGUGAAAAUCAAAUGGAAGAAGUUCCAGUGAUUGUUGAACAACAGAACACUGCAAAAGAGAAAUAUAAAGCAACUGAAGAACCAGUUGAAGUCACUGAUAAACAGGGAGAACACAAGCAACAAAGUCCACAAGAACAGCAUAAUAUGGUGAUCGAAAGUCAAAAUGGAUCUUCGGAUGACCUGCAAGAUGAAGUGAAUGGACAACAAACUCAAACCCAUGUGCAAGAAAUUGCAGUGAUUGUUGAAAAGCAAUGUAUUGCGGAGCAUGAUGACAAAGUGAAUGAAGAUGAAGAAUAUCAAUUGACUGAACAACAUGGAGAACGUGGGCAGCAAAGUGAAGAAGAACAGCAUAAUAACGUGAUUGACUAUCAAAAUGGAUCUCCAGAGAAACAAAAUGAGCAGCCAGAUGAUGCAGAUGGACAGCAAAGUCGAAUACAAAUGCAAGAAAUCGCAGUGACUUUUGAAAAGAAGAUUGAUGCAGAACAGAACUAUAAAGAGACUGAAGAAAUAAUUCGAGCACAAGAGGAUGGACAAAUUGAACAACAGUGCCAAAGUAAAGAACAGCAAUGUGAGAUGACCACGGGACGGUUACAGAUUGAAGGUAUUGAAAGAGAAAUUCGGUUACUAGAAGAACAAGUUGAAAUAAUGGAAAAGCUGACUGCACCAGAACAGCAAAUUGAAAUUAUUUCAGAACAAAAUAAGCCACAAGAGCCAAUUGACUUAAUAUCCCAGACCAUUGAUUCUUGCAAUAUGCAGGAGUUAUCAUCCAAUAAGCAAGAGAAAGAUGCAGCUAUUGUGAUCAAUUCAAGCCCUCUUACAAGUAAAAAAUUGCCCCACCAUGGUUCAUCACAUUUGUCUGAGGAUGAGGAGCAGAAAGCAGAAAAUGUGAUUGAAGAAAAUGCUGUUGAGAUGGAAUUGACAGAAAUUGAGCAGUCAUGUGAAAAGCAACAGGAAAAACAGGAGUGGUGUCAGCAAAGGCAACUGCUUCCUCGGCGUAAAAAACCAUCUGAAUCUGAUUGUGGAGUGCCGAAGGCACCUAAGUUUCAGGAUGGAGAGGAGCAGCAGGCAGAAAAUGUCACGGAGCAAUCCUAUCGACCACAACAUCAGACAGAGGAGCAACAGAAGUUUAGGGGGCUGGGCCUUCAGGAUCAAAGACCAUCAGAUCAACAAGGGGAAAAUGCAUGUCAGGAACUUGAGCAUGAGCAGCAGCCUAGGGAAUGUAUACAGGAAAUGGGUGUGGAACUUGACUAUUUGUCAGUUAAGAUGUCAUUUGAACCGCAGAAAAAGACAGAUGAGCCAGGACAGCAGCGGCAAUUGCGUCCGCGGCGCCAGAGGCAGUCCACGUCUGAAGUGUCAAUCACACCAAACCUUCAAGAAGCUGAAAAGACUGAAGAGCUGAGGGCAUCAGCAGAAAAAACAGGCCAAACACAGCAGCAGAGGCAACUGCGACCUCGAAGCAAAAUGCUGUCCAAAUCUGGACAAGCUGCGACUGGAUCUAGGGUAGUUUUUUUACCUUCACAAUCUCUGGAUGAGGAGUGUAUAUCACUUUCAAACAGUGGAAGAUCUCGAAUGCAAAAAACAGGAGGGAAAAAAUUAUGUCACCAGAAGAAUCAACAUGAAAAUCAUUCUACCCAGCAUAAGCGGUGCACACCAGAGCCAACAAUAGAUACCCUUGGUUCAAUCCUCCUUUCCCAGAAUACAGAGCUUCCAUACACUGAAGCAUUUCAAGACCUAGGACCAACGGCUAUUGAUGCUUUAUCUCAACCUAGGGAUCAAAAAACAAAGAAGUUGAAGUCCAAGCCAACAACAACAAAAGUUCUUGAUGAGUUAGUUCUCACUUCCCAGCAGCUCGUGGAAGAACCUCAUACUCCACAGCUCAAGCCAAGAUCAGUGGUAGAAUUUUCCCCAACUAUAGUACAGCUGCAACAGCUGCGCCAUAUGAAACUACGCUCACACAGUCAAGGUGUUUCACAAUCUGAUCCGGCUGUAUCCAUGACAGAAUCAUCACCCUCACAGCACCAAUGUGAGCAACCACAAGAGGAGCAUCAUGAUGAGUUGCAGCAGCCGAAGCAUCAAAAGAAGAAUCCUCCUAGACCAAAGGAAACUGUGGACUCAACCAUGAGGGUUUUGUUCCCAACAGCUGACCAGCAGCCGCAAAAGCAAGAAAGAGCGAGGCCUCAUAAAAAAAAAACUGGCCACAGCUGCAACCGGCGAUGAAUCAUCUCUGCCUGAUAAAUGUAAGAAGCAACUGGAACAACCCAAAAAACCAAAACAAGCGAGGCGUUGUAUAGAAAAACUGGCUACAGCUGAAACCAGCGAUGAAUCCCUGCCUGAUAAAUGUCACAAACAGAUGGAACAACCAGAAAAGGGAAAACAAGUUAGGCGUACUAAAGAAAAACUGGCCAAAUCUCCAACUGGCGAUGAAUCCCUGCCUGAUAAAUUUCAGAAGUAGCUGGAUCACAACCAGAAAAAGCGAAAACAAGGGAGACCCAGUAAGUUGGGUACAAAAAGCACUGUAUCAGGGAUGAAAUUGACCUUGAAGAACCGACCAUGUCAACAAAAGCAUCGAGGGAGGGGAAGGCCUCGAAAAGUUACUCAAGGACCUAGGGAAGCAACAUAGCAAGUGAAAAUUUUGGUUUGCUUUUGUCACUAGCAUUAUAGUUCACUGGUUUCUAUGAUUCGUAUGUUUUUAUGGAUUAUGCAAGUGUCAGUGCUUUGUUUUUUCUAAAUACAUUACCAAAAUGAACUCGUGAUCCGUCUGCUUGCACUUCGA